AUGAUUUCCACUGCCCCAUCGACUGCUGAUGUCUCUGGGCUAAUUGUACGACGCCCCAACCCUAAACCCUCCACCACGUACGCGUACUCCGAGACUGACUUCGCUGCCGGCGAGGAGGACCUUUCGAAGAAUCCUCACCGUCGGAAGAGAGUUUCGGACCUGGUUAAGGAGGUGGACAUCGAAGCCCUAAUAGCUAUCUCCGUUGGGUUUCUAGUGGACUCGCUCACCGAAGAGGAAAUUGAGACCGGGAAUAUCAAAGUCAACCAACAGACACUGGAGUGCCUAUUCCAUGACUCCCAGGAAUGGUAUUACAAAAUCAAGCUGUUUGGAAAAAUUACUAAGAGUCAUGGAAUAGGCACUCUAGUGUUUAGAUUUAAAACUGAGGAUUUCAAUCGACCGGGAGAGAAGGUGGGAUACGUACUAAAAAGAGUUGGCCAUACAGAAGCUUCUGUUGAUCUUGCUGUAUUAGCUGGAUUAGAUCCUGUUGCUGUUCUUUGUGAAGUUGUGGAUAGUGAUGGCUCUAUGGCUAGAUUACCCAGGCUUCGUCAAUUUGCAUAG
This is a messenger RNA of Ipomoea triloba (trilobed morning glory), 558 nucleotides long. Its product is annotated as 3,4-dihydroxy-2-butanone 4-phosphate synthase-like. Gene Ontology annotation, biological process: riboflavin biosynthetic process. Gene Ontology annotation, cellular component: chloroplast. The record is from RefSeq and is a predicted model, not a curated record. NCBI's taxonomy places the organism in Eukaryota, Viridiplantae, Streptophyta, Magnoliopsida, Solanales, Convolvulaceae. The transcript is spliced from 4 exons. Gene Ontology annotation, molecular function: 3,4-dihydroxy-2-butanone-4-phosphate synthase activity. The coding region runs from base 1 to 558 and encodes 185 amino acids.